AUGACGCUGGAUUCCUGCAAGAAUUGUCAUGUUGCCUUCAAAUGCCAGGAAUGUCAAGCGUGGAACCACUCGAACCAAACAUGCAAGUUCUACCAGCUAUUUUCGAGCGAGGAGCUUUUCGCUGUCGACUUGUUCAAUGAGACUGGAGAUGUCAUUAAAAAGUCACCAGUGCCAGUGCCAUCAAAGAAUUUUACGGAAAUGGCAUCGCUGAACGGGUGGUUUGACUACUUCAAAAAGCUGCAUGGCAGACAAGAGAUCGGAGCAUUUGUUGAACCAAAUAACUUUGGCUUCGCCCCCGGCCUUGGUGCCUCGAUGUCUGCCAGGAGCAGCAAAGGAAUCGAGAAAAUCUAUUUGAACUACUGGGCUGGGCUAAGAGCGGCCACGGGCGCUGGAAGCAUAAGCAUGACCAUAGCCAACGCACUGUACGUCGGGCUGCCGGACCUGCGUGCGAAAACGUCGCUUCUCAUUCACAUCGUGGGGGCGGCAUCCAGGGAAUAUGGGGUGAUGAUGAUGUUCGAGGAGAUACUGCACCUCUUCCCAAAUUUGAGGAUUAUCAAAACAGUCCUGGUCGGCCCUCAGACUCCAAAGAACACCGGCAGAGAUGGCAAGGGCGAAAGCCUUGGCUUUGUGGAGCACGAUUGCUGCCCACAGUGCGCUGCGCAGGGACGCGAGCGUUUCGUCGCAUUGUAUCGGGGCUCGUACCACGACUUCGCGAAGAUCGAACAAUUUUCUAAGCCGGACCUCGCGGUUCUCUUCCACAGUGGUCGGACGCAGUGCGAGGUCGAAUCAUGGGCGCCAACGAUUCGGUUUCUCGUUGAUCAAAAUAUUGUAACUGCUUGUACGACGUAUACGAAACGUGAGGCUAUGGAAGAAGUUGUCCAGCUAAAGAGAGAUCUAGAUGCCAACAUCAUCCAGCGAUUUGAAGAAAACAAAUGGAAGUCGCUGGUUCCAUUGCUUGAAACAGGGGAUGGCGCUGAGCAUAGUGUCUACUAUGGGGAUUACUACUGGUACAUGUUUAGGGGCAGAGCUUGA
Molecule: messenger RNA, 1032 nt
Organism: Diaporthe citri
Lineage: Eukaryota; Fungi; Ascomycota; Sordariomycetes; Diaporthales; Diaporthaceae
Exons: 1
Coding region: 1-1032 (343 amino acids)
Source: RefSeq, a predicted model, not a curated record